AAUGAAUCUUUCUUUUCCUUCUUCUCCUUCUACUUCAUUUGAAGAACAAUAAAGACACUAAAGUUCAUAGUUAUCGACUUAUAAGCGUUAUCAAUUUUUCAAUAAGCAAACACCACAAAAUCUCAGGCAGCAAAACUAACAAAAUCAGACCAUGAAUCAUCAAGAAGCUAUUACUUGCAUCGAAAACAAUUUCGAGCCGUUUAGGGAAGUCAAAUUUUUGAAGGAGCUAAACCUACAAAGUGUUAAGGCUGCUAAGGAUAUAUCUAAAAAAGCGGACAGAAAUAUAUUACAAAGAAAGAAUGCCCGAGCUUAUCAAAUGGUACAAGGUGACCCACAAGUCGAUUCUCGCUUCCCAAAAGCUCCUACGCGCUCAAGAAGAAAAAGAGUUUUAUGAAGAGUUGUUUGAGAUCGGGGCGGAAGAAAAAAGAGAGCAUAACGAGGAGAGUGAAGAAGAAGAAGUAGGAGAAGAGAAAUCAAACUUCUUGACCAUGAAGCCGGAAAGUAAAUGGUACCUCUCAACUGGAAAAUGUGUGGAAGAUGAGCUAUUUGCACUCGGAAUGCAGUGCCAGCAUGAUCACCCUUCCCAUUCAUCCAUCAUCGUUGCAAGAGAUAACAAUUACAAGACAUGUAAACCACAUAAUUCGCAUGAUCUUGAUUGGGUCCAAUUUACUAUCUAUGCUUUACUAAGAGAGUGCGAGUCUGGCAGCUUAGAGAAGGAUCACAGCGAAGCCUGUUAUAUAGCCCACGUCUGGCAUUUUGUUGAUACAGUGUUCAACGGUGAAGACAAAAUCACUAUUCUGAAAUGUUCCAAAGAUUCAACCAAAAAAGAAAGAAGAUGGGGGGAAAGAAAAUUUCUAAUAGAGGACGGAUUCAAAACGCCAAAGAUCCAAAAAAACAACGCAAGAGUUGUUGCUAAAGCCGAGAACUCUGCAAAGAUGGCGCUGUUUAUUAAAAAGUCUGUUCCUCCUCCAAGUUCCAAGAAACAAAAGCUAGCAGAAAUUACUGAGAAACAAACGAAAGGUACAAAUACUACAUAUUAUAAGAACUUCAUCAGCUAUAUUUUUGUAGUUCCCUAA
This is a messenger RNA of Mycotypha africana, 1076 nucleotides long. RefSeq lists its product as uncharacterized. The transcript is spliced from 6 exons. NCBI's taxonomy places the organism in Eukaryota, Fungi, Mucoromycota, Mucoromycetes, Mucorales, Mycotyphaceae. Bases 300 to 1076 code for a protein of 258 amino acids. The record is from RefSeq and is a predicted model, not a curated record.